GUCUUCCUUAUCUCUUUUUGAUGAAUUACCUUUUAGUAGAAUUGUUAGGUAUUUUUUCCCAGAAAUGACUGAAAGAAAUGAGUGAGUCAUGUUUCUGAUGACAUGACUGUGUGUCUGAAAAGCCUUGUGUAGGCUGAGUUAGUCAAACAAGAGUUGUGGCUUUCAUUUACUUUGGACGUAUUCAUUCAUAUUCAUAUAUUUAGCUAGCCAUAAAUUCUCCAUCACAUCACACACAAUAAACCCUGUAUUUAAAGUUCACUUGUAGCUUUAUUAAAUGCAGCUAGAGAUGUUGAUCUAAUAACCAAGUAAGGUCACAUCUUCCCUGAUCACUGGAGCGAGACAGUCAACCCGGUUGCUUGGAGACGGAGUACAGUGAACGCGCUUGGCGUAACUCUAUCCAGAGAAGACAUUGGGAUCGAACUUCACUCUUCCAGCAUGUGCUAUCUAGCAUUUGAGAUCGUUUUAUAGCAUUCUUGGUUUUAGACAUGAGGGGAAAUCGACAUCAGCACAAUGUCCUUUUUCCACGUUAUCGCUGUUGCGCGUAAUCGUGUGGAUAUCCAUUGAUUACUGUGGCUGUGCGUCGCCAAACACAAUGGCUAACCUUCAAAAGAAAAUUAUAUUCUCUGUUUCUGGCGUGCUUUGCUUUGGUUGUGUGCUGGUCGUGGCGGCCGCGAUGGGGACGCAGUUUUGGGUUCAAGCUGCGGUUCUGUGCAAGACGGGCGCGCAGAUCGUCAACGCGUCCGGAGCAGAGCUGGAGAAAUUCAUCGGCAGGACGAACUACGGACUUUUCCGCGGCCAGGGGAUGAAACAGUGUGGUCUGGGAGACAGACCCUUUUAUUUCUCUUUUUUCCCUGACCUGAUGGAUGUGGUCCCAGCCAGUCUGCAUGUGAGCGUGAUCUUCUUCUGCGCAGUGCUCAUCGUCUUCUCCUCAGUGUCCUGUGCCUUCUUCUUUUACAAUGCUUUCGGAAGCCCAUAUGAGACGCUGCAUGGACCCCAGGGCCUUUACCUCUGGAACAUGAUAAGCUGUUUCUGUGCCUGCAUGAUCCUCAUCCUGUUCUCCUCGGAGGUCAAACUGCACCACCUGACCGAGAUCAUUUUCAACUUCAACGAGGCCAGUUUUGUCUACAAGACACAAAACGAGAGAUACGACAGAUCCUUCUGGCUCAUCUUCCUCACCUUCCUCAUGCACGGCCUCAACAUCUUGCUCAUCCGCCUUGCUGGGAUCCAGUUCCCCUUUCAGGAGGCCAAAGAGUCUGAUGCGAGCACAGGAGCGGCGGAUCUCAUGUACUGACCAGCUCUUUUGUUCUACUUCCUCCCCUGCACACGACAUCCUACCGCAGCGACUAGCACUUCUCAAUAGGAGUCUUCCUGCGAGCUGCAUCCGUUUUAUUUACAGCUGAACACAUCUGAGCCUCUUAAGCUAUUGAGACCAUGUGUGGUGAUGAACUUGGAGAUGGCCGUGUGUUUGGAGAGAAGGGUUCUUAUCUCGCAGUGGGGAGGCGGGAGUGAGGCUGAUGAAGCAUUCAUUCUGUCAAUCACUCAAACAAUUAACGCUCACCAUUUCAAACGGCUGAUGAAAACACCCUGUAGUUUCCAGUCUGGCUGGGGACAUGACAGCUUCUUUGGUUGUGGAUCUUUUAUAAUCCAGUUGUGGCACAAAGGGAUGUGACAAUUGGCAAUUCUACACUUACCCCAGAAAGUUUUGACACUUAAGCCACACUUAAAUAUGUAUGAAUGUCUUUGCAUUAGAUGAUAAAAUGUUAAACCAAGCUCCAUUUGUUUUAAAAACAGUACAUGCACACUUUUUGAACAGAACAUUGCACAAAAAAAAGUUUGACUUCAUACAUCCACUAAAAAUCACAAGAUGUUUAAAAGUGUUAGCAAAAAAUGGCUAAAACAAUUAA
This is a messenger RNA of Cyprinus carpio (common carp), 1904 nucleotides long. It is a transcript of the gene clrn1, whose product is annotated as clarin 1. Lineage: Eukaryota; Metazoa; Chordata; Actinopteri; Cypriniformes; Cyprinidae. Gene Ontology annotation, biological process: equilibrioception; sensory perception of sound. The record is from RefSeq and is a predicted model, not a curated record.